Messenger RNA from Bursaphelenchus okinawaensis, 3437 nucleotides. The record is from the annotation of a GenBank genome assembly. Lineage: Eukaryota; Metazoa; Nematoda; Chromadorea; Rhabditida; Aphelenchoididae.
AUGAGCUCGGAGCUAGUCCAACAAUCACAAUUGGAGUUUGCGUCGAGGAUUUUGAAGGAAGUGGCGACAACAAACCCAGAGAAUGUUGUGGUAUCUCCAAUAUCAAUUUUGACAGUAUUGUCUAUGGUGUACAGUGGAGCUGGCAAUGAGACGAAGGAGGAGUUCAAUGAGGUUUUGGGAUUCAGUAAGUACUUUAUUUAGUUUUAAAAUGUUGUUGGUUAGAUAUGGCAUUUUUGGAUAGGAUAUUGUAUUGUAACGUAAGCACAGCAUUCCGAACUUUUAGAAAAAAUGUCGGUUGUAAUUUUUGGGUUAAAAAUGAAAACUAGUCUAAACAUAUAAGAGAAAAAACAAGAAAAUAAACAAAAAAUAAAUAAAAAAUCUUAUUUUUAAUAUAUAGAAAAAAUUUUGGGCUUUUUAAGCAUAUACAGUUCAUAUAUGUUUAGUAAGUUUGAAAUUUUGAAUGAUUUUUUAAUUUUUUGCUUACUUUAGUUUUUAACUAUUUAAAGUUGACCUUUGGAAUUGGCUUUAGGCAUUGUUUUUAUGCUCAUUUUGUAGCAUUUUUUAAAGCUCUACAAAAUGAAGGUAAUCAUAAUCGAUUUUUAACUAAGUUUUUUUUGUUAUACUCCAUAAGCUUGUUUUUACAGUACAAAUUGAAAUAUAACACGACAUAACUUAAAAGUACAAAAAAUUAAUCAAAAAUUGCUCUGUCAGAACUGUUUGUAAUCGUAUCAAGAAUGUUUUUGCUAAAUUUGACAUUUUUUGGACUCGAAACACAAAAGUUAUUAAUCGUCAAAAAUUAGUAGUACUAUUACAUUGACUGUUUGUUAAAAUUUUACUAAUUCUUUUACAAACAGGUUAGGAGUAGGGUCAGGUAGAGCUAAAAAGGCCAGGGGUAAGGCUAAAAAGGUCAGGGGUAAGGUCAGUUAAGGCUACAAAAUAAUUUUCAUUUUAUUUUAUAUUUAAAUCUCAACAUUUUGUAAAGAAUUAGUAAAAUUUUAACAAACAGUCAAUGUAAUAGUACUACUAAUUUUUGACGAUUAAUAACUUUUGUGUUUCGAGUCCAAAAAAUGUCAAAUUUAGCAGAAACAUUCUUGAUACGAUUACAAACAGUUCUGACAGAGCAAUUUUUGAUUAAUUUUUUGUACUUUUAAGUUAUGUCGUGUUAUAUUUCAAUUUGUACUGUAAAAAAAAGAUUGUGGAGUAUAACAAAAAAACCUUAGUUAAAAAUCGAUUAUGAUUACCUUCAUUUUGUAGAGCUUUAAAAAUGCUACAAAAUGAGCAUAAAAACAAUGCCUAAAGCCAAUUCCAAAGGUGAACUUUAAGUAGUUAAAAACUAAAGUAAGCAAAAAAUUAAAAAAUCAUUCAAAAUUUCAAACUUACUAAACAUAUAUGAACUGUAUAUGCUUAAAAAAGCCUAAAUUUUUUUCUAUAUAUUAAAAAAUAAGAUUUUUUAUUUAUUUUUUGUUUAUUUUCUUGUUUUUUUCUUAUAUGUUUAGACUAGUUUUCAUUUUCAACCCAAAAUUUACAACCGACAUUUUUUCUAAAAGUUCGGAAUGCUGUGCGUAAGGUAAAUUAUUGACUCUUUCAAACUUUAGAUGGAGAAGACGAAGAAUGGAACAAGUACUUCUCCAGCCUCUUAACCGCCUUUAAUGUCAAAGAAAAGCCUUAUACUCUUAACAGUGCUAACAAAUUGUUUAUCAAGAAUGGAUACGAUCUAAAAGAAGGGUUUAAAAAGACAAUGGAAGAAUACUUUGGAAGUGAAUAUGAAGAACUGGACUUUAACAAUACUGUGGAGAGUGUUGGGACUAUUAACAAGUAUGUUGAGGACAAUACGAAUGGAAAGAUAAAAGAUUUGCUGGAAGCGAGCUCUAUCAGUGAUUUAACAAAGUAAGUGAAAGAGUUGAGGUUUGUGGGUAUUGUGAUAAGGAUUUGAAGAUUUUAAGGAAUACAGUAGUCAAGGAUGACAAGUUUUUUUUUGGUUUUUGAUGGCUAUUUGCAUUGUUUGAGGUAUCGGUCUAAAAGUCAUUAAUUGUAAUAGUAUGGUUCAAACAAUGUAACGUUCAUAAUACUUUUAGGUUGGUUGUAGUCAAUGCUUUGUACUUUAAAAGUGCAUGGGUCAAGAAGUUUAACAAAGACUUGACAAAAGACAAAAACUUCUUUGUAAAGGAAGAUACUGCAAAAACUGUAAGUUAUGAUUUAAAUCUUUCAUCUUUCAAAUCACACAAUAAAGGCGUUUUUUAAAUUAUUUUUUAUGUUCAAAGUUCAAAAAUUUAAAAAAAAUUAAAGCCUUAAAUUUAGUUGUUACUUUUAAAAUUUUAAUGCAAAGACAGGUUUUCAAAGACAUUAAAGACAACUUUAAUAACUUCUUUAGGUAAAAAUGAUGCACCAAAGAGAUCGCUUUAUCUACUAUGACAACGACGAGUACCAACUCUUGGGCCUACCCUACGCUGGCAAUGGAGUAUUCCUCUAUAUUGUACUGCCUCAGGAAAAGUUUGGUCUCGACGAUCUUCUGAAGUCAUUGGACGGUAAAAAGUUGAGUCAAAUAGUUGGUAAACGUCACAAGGUUGAAGUUAAAGUUGACCUGCCCAGAUUCAAGAUCAACACAAAAAGUAAAUUGAACGAAGCCAUGAAGAAUAUUGGCUUGGAGAAGGGAUUCGGCCAAGAUCCAGAGUUUACAGAAAUCGCUGAGGAAAGGUUGAAAAUCGAUCAGUUGCUUCAUCAAGUGUUUAUUGAGGUAAGGUAUUGGUGAGAUUAAGAUGGGGAUAUAAGAUACUGGUAGUUUGUGGUACUUAUAUUGUUAUAGCAUGCUGGUUUUUUAUAGUAAAAUGUAGUUGUUUGGUCAGAAGGAAAGAUGUAAUUUAAGGGAAUUUUAAGUAUGUUUUUUCACGUUCGUCGUAUUCAUACGACCCACGAGAUGUUUUUUAAUACAAAAUUAAACUUUUUUGAAUUCAUUAUCAAAGAGAAGUGUUUUCUGAUUAAACUUACUUCAUGUUUAUUGAUAAUGCAAAGAACGAUCAUGAAUAAUGUUAUUAUAGCCUAAAAAUGUGCUUAUUAACAUAAAACAACGAAAUUUAGUCAAUUUGUAUGGUAAUCAUUUACAUUUUUAUGUUUUACGAGAAUUUGUUCAAAGGUUAAGUGUACGGCCUAUUUAUGAUUAUGUCCACGACCUUAUUUAUGCUGUAUUUAAGAUGAUAUGACUAAAAUUGAUGUAUUCAACAUGAUAGGAUUAUAAUUAUAAUAACCUUAAUUAAAAUUCAAAUUUUCAGACGAAUGAAGAAGGGUCAGAAGCCGCGGCAGCUACUGGAGCCGUGGUGAAUUUGUUGUCAGCGAUGCCAAUGGAAGACCCACCAACUUUCAUCGCUGAUCACCCAUUCCUCUUCUUGGUAGCCACCAAAUACAAUGAUAUACUCUUUUCCGGUGUUAUCCGAGAUUUCUAA